Molecule: messenger RNA, 548 nt
Organism: Hibiscus syriacus
Lineage: Eukaryota; Viridiplantae; Streptophyta; Magnoliopsida; Malvales; Malvaceae
Product: cell wall / vacuolar inhibitor of fructosidase 2-like
Exons: 1
Coding region: 5-547 (180 amino acids)
Biological process (GO): negative regulation of catalytic activity
Molecular function (GO): pectinesterase inhibitor activity
Source: RefSeq, a predicted model, not a curated record
CAAAAUGGCCAAUCAAAGUAUCAAUCUUUCUCCCCAAACCCUUCUCAUCAUGACCCUAAUUUCUCUUCUCACCAUCAACAGAUCUUUCCAUGGAACUGGAGCUCAAGAAACAGGCAAGGCCCUAAUCGAAUCGACCUGCAAGAAAACACAGUACCCUGAAGAAUGCAUCUCAGCUUUGGAGUCAGACCCCAGCAGCUUCAAUGCAAACUUAACGGGCUUGACCAGGAUUGCUGUGCAGAAAUCAGAAUCCAAACUGAUUGAAACCUUGAACAUUGUCAACAAGUUCGUGUUGAACGAGACGGAUUAUCUGACAUGGGGAUUCCUCGUCUUCUGUCGGGAUUCUUACAAUGCCAGUGUUCCUCAAAUCCAGGCAGGCCUGCAGGCUUUCGAUAAGCUCGAGUUCGAGAAAUCGUAUCGGAGUGUCGAGGCCGUCAAUAAAGCUGUCGUCGAGUGUGAUAAACAGGGAUUGAAGAUGAUAUCGCAAGUUAAUAGUGGGCUGUUUAGGCUCACCAAGGAUGCUACGAGCAUCCUGGACCUCCUUUUCUAAU